Molecule: messenger RNA, 3743 nt
Organism: Linum trigynum
Lineage: Eukaryota; Viridiplantae; Streptophyta; Magnoliopsida; Malpighiales; Linaceae
Source: the annotation of a GenBank genome assembly
AGUUUAGGUCUGGCACUGCCCAUAAAUUAUUCGUGCUCGUGUCGGGCUGGCCCAUUUAUUUCGUGCCCGUGCUCUAAACGUGUCGUGCUAGCCCGUGGGCGGCCCAGCUGGUGCCCACGUACAGAUUGGAUUUUGUUUGCUUUUCUAAAACUCAACUCAAAUUUUACCGAACCCAUUAUCUGUAACAUCGAUCAAAUCUCCUUGAAGAAUCAUAUCAAACGCUUUUUGUUGGAUCCACUUCCCUUGUAAUAGAUUUUGUUUGUAGCAAAUGUAUGGGGAGCGGAUACCGUGUAUAACUUUGUUAUGCAUGACACUGCACAACCCUACACUUAUUAUUUAUUGAGUGAACAUGACUUUCUCUCGUUGUGACUCAUCAACAGCUACUACUGACCACUAAUAAAAAUGUAAAUGUAUAUAUACAUAUAUAGAUUCAUUUCAAUACCAUAAUCCAUAUUAUUAUAUUAUAUUAUUAAAAGUACAAGCCCUUUUCACGGUUCAUUAAAAAAAAUAGGCUAUUUUUCUCCACGGGGUACUGUUCACGAUAGGGUUUUAUCCAAUAUAACUCAAUAUUACCAUAAGCCCUUUUUUCUCCUUUUCUGCAAUAUUAUUCAUAUGAGUUUUAUUCUCUACAACCACUUCUACCAUAAGUCUAUAUUAAUAAGCAGUUAUUAUUAGACCACAUAUUUUGAAAUAUUUAUGUCACAACAUUCAAUAAAAGUUAUAGAAAUUAAAAAUUCGUCAAUGUUACUUACUAUAACUUGAUUAUACUAUUAGACCACACAUUAUGAAAAAUUUAUGUAAUAACGUUUUAUAAUUUUACAUGAUUUUUUCUUAAUAAUUAAGAGACAAACAACAAUGUAGGAGAUUUGUUUGUAUUGUUGUGGUUUGCGAAGGGACAAAAGAGAUGUGUUGAGUUGGGGGAGAAAUGUUUUCUUGCUCGUUAUAUGCAUAAGAUUGCGUCUCUAUGUGAUUUAGGGAUAAGAGAUUCAGAAACUGUGAUAAAAGGUAAUGUUUGCACUUUGUAAUUUGAUUUAGUUAGAUUUUAAUAUUAAUUGGUGAAGUUGUGAAUUUUUCUCUAUGUCUUUUGUGCUUUGGUUUCUCAUAUUCGGUUAGUUAGUAUUUGGCUCAUUGCUAUUAAUUCGGGCAUUUGUCCAAUAUGAUAACAUAUUAUGAUCGGUAGAGCAUUUUAUCCUACAUAUAUUAUUUUAUAUAAAAAACUUAUUGAUAUGAAACAAUUGAAUCACGAUCGUACCACAAAAUACCCUAUCAUAAACUAAUAUGAUAUGAUCUCCGGUUUGGUUUUCAAUACCUGGUAACCACUAACCAUGAUACUUAUACAUAUGUGAAAAGGCCGGUCUAAACACAUUGCUACGGGCUGGACCCUGUUCUCUUGAAAUCAAUUUGGCCCUUAAAGAAUAUAUUAUCUACCAAUGGAAUAGCAUUAGCAAACAAGGCUCAGGGCCCAGCCCACGCUCGACUUGCAUACAGACAAACAAAGUAGAACUUACGCUUCGCCUCUCUGGUUAUGCCCUUGCGUCGCGACGAACGGAAGACAAAUCCGACAUCGGAGCCCCGCUAUAUAAUUUGCUCCAUUUUCAGCUCUCCCUCCUUCCUUCUUCCACCAGUCUCUUCUCUGCGCUGCAGUUCUAUCCAUCGACGCAGAGAGGCACUGCGAUUUGUGUAUCUUCGUCACUUCCUAGCUUGAUUUGAUCUUCUUCGACUUUCGCCGGGAGAGAGGGACCUAAAAGUUAUGUCCUCCAACCCAAGGGUCACCAUCACUCUCGGCCGCUCUGGUCAGGUGGUGACUAAGGAAGGUAAACGGCCUCCAGGGGAAGGGUCAUGGAUGUCUUCCAGCAAACGGCAUCGAGGAGAUUGCAUGAAAUGGAGUCCUGGUCUCUCUGGUGAGAAAGGAUCUCGAAUCGCUAGUAAUGAUCUCCGCUUGAAGCUCAUUCAUAAAAGGCAAUUGAAGAGAUCUCACAAUGUUGUGAAAUACUCCCAAAAAAUUGCAGUACAUCCAACAUCAUCAAGAUCCAAUGAAGCCCCUAUGAGUAAUAGAACUCAGAGCAGGCCUUCUUCCAGUAGUCAAUAUAGCGAUUUGAGGCCGCCAACUUAUCCUGAAGAAUAUGCUAGUGAGAAUGGGAUAACCUACUCUUCUCAGUUUGCUGUGGGAGGAUCAAGAAGAGCAAGGUACCCCGAUAGAAUAUCCAGACCUACUCGUGAGCUCUCCCCACCCAGAAUUUCAAUGCAGUCAAAAGCGCGGUUCUAUCUAGAAGCGCUUGGGUGAUCUAGAAGCGUAAAACCGUAAGCUUUUAAGCUUUAAAGCGUAGAUUUUGGCUACAUUUGUAAGGGAAAUCACGAUUCUACAUAGAAGCGUUUUAGUGACCUAAAAAGGUAAAAGCGUAAGCUUUUAAGUUUUAAAGCGCAUUUUGACUGCAUUGCAGAAUUUCCAGUCAGGCACAACGAAUGGCGCCACUUAGGGCAGGUGAUUUAUCAAGCAGCGAAAGUUUGAUCCAUAAUGCUGGUGUUCAGAAUGCGCCACCGCCUAGGUCAUGGUUAACAGGAUCUUCACCUCUUAUAACAAUGAAACAUGUUCCUCAAACAAGCGGUGCUGCUGUUCCACGAGUUGCACAGACAUUAGGAACUAUGGAACAUAUCUCUCAUAAGGUAAUUACAUAUUUAUAAUAUGUAUAAGUUACAUAUUACAGAUCUUCGACCUUAAGGUUUGAUCCACUAUCUUGGUUUAUAAUUAGUGCCUUUAUGCAAUUCAUGAACAUGUUACUGUGGCGGAUUUGUUGCAUUCACUUGGACUGGGGAAAUAUUGCAUCAGCUUUCAGGCAGAAGAAGUAAGUGUCAUUACUUAAUUUUUUGUUGCUUAGAGUUUCUGUCGGAUACUGGGCUCGCCUUUUAGGUUGUUUGGGUUGUUCGCUAUCAGUAAUCUUUGACCCACAUAUGCUGCCACAAAAUAAUCCUAUGGUAUAUCUUGUAGUAUAAUUCUGUGUCUGGACAUGAUUCUUCCUUUUUUUUCUUUCUGUUUUUUUUUCCCGGGUGUUAUUGAUUAUGUGGAUUUUCUCCUGAUACUUUGGUAAUUGCAUUGUCUAACAGGUGGACAUGGCUGUACUGAAGCAGAUGGGGGAGAAAGAUCUUAAAGAUAUGGGCAUACCGAUGGUAAUGCUUUUCUCUCACUAUAGGCUGUAUUACAGUUUCAGAUCAAUAUGCUCAACAAGUUUUAACUCUUGUGUUGCUGACUUUGUUAAUGUGACCGAACCAACUGGUUGAGGACAAUCAUCUUCUAUCAACUGUUGCCAAUUUACGAGAAAAUAGUUAAGAAUAGGAUUCCAUGGUGGUAGUUUUUGCAUAGUCUUUACUUAUUUAAAAAAAUCCUUAUCCAGAUUACCAUCGUACGUACAAGAAUGCUGUUAUUGUUGCUUGACCCAGCCAGUUCAAAACAUUGACGUUUUCCAUUUGUCUAACUGAAAACUAUGGUUCUCGGGUUCUUUUGCAGGGUCCAAGAAAGAAGAUCCUUCUUGCUCUACUGCCUCCUCCAAAAAAGCGGGCUUCAUGAUUUUGUCAAUGUGCUGCCUCCUCUCACAAAGGUCACACGACGAAGGUGCUCCUUGUUUUGUUUUUGAAGGUUGUAAUUGUAUUAACAGAUCCCUUUAGACGGUGGAGAGAUUGUAGAUCAUAUGAUCACUGAAAAGGGGGUGGAAGAUUGACGUGUAACGAAAUGAAUAUCAAAUACAAAU